Molecule: messenger RNA, 590 nt
Organism: Pecten maximus
Lineage: Eukaryota; Metazoa; Mollusca; Bivalvia; Pectinida; Pectinidae
Exons: 5
Coding region: 81-554 (157 amino acids)
Molecular function (GO): calcium ion binding
Source: RefSeq, a predicted model, not a curated record
AAUUCUUAUCUAUAACAAUGACACGUCUAACACGGGGUGUUGGUAGAUAAGAUAAUUCUAUCUUAUGACUUAAUUCCAACAUGGCCAUGUCACCACUUCUCCUUCUGGCACUGUGUUUUCCUUCAGUUCUGUGCGCCAACACCCACAAUCACGGUCACCACCAUGAACAGACAGCAGCAGCCUACACUCACUACGUAGACGAGCUGUGGACAAAUGUCAACUAUGAUUACGACACAACUCAUUUCAGCAGAGUAGAGCUCCACGACUUCUUCGUGUUCGCCGACACCAACAAAGAUGGCACCAUUACUCGCCAUGAGUACGUAACAGCCGCCACCAAGAACGCCCCUGACCUUACGGAGUUCACUCACGGGCUCUUUGACACGUUUGACGCCAAUGGAGACCAUCACCUAACACUGUACGAUACUGAAGCCCUCUACAACCGCAUGGACGCCGACGGCGACGCAUUCAUAACGAAAGCGGAAUUUUACACCUUUUGGACCAACGUACUGAACUCACUUGCCCAUACCCAUGGCAACGGACAUUUGCUGGGAUAAUUUUGUGCUUUACAAAUUAAACAGUACAUCACUGAA